Molecule: messenger RNA, 711 nt
Organism: Ostreobium quekettii
Lineage: Eukaryota; Viridiplantae; Chlorophyta; Ulvophyceae; Bryopsidales; Ostreobiaceae
Source: the annotation of a GenBank genome assembly
AUGGGCACAGGGCUGGCUGGCGACAGCGACGUGGGGGGGUCGCCCACGGCGGCAGUGACCAGGGCUCUGGAGAGCAUGGGGUGCACCGUGUUCUACCAAAAGCCCCUCACCUCCAGCGACGCCAACGGUUCCGGCAGGGUGGUUGUGCCCAAGGCUGUGGCAGAGCAGUAUUUCCCACAUCUUGACAAUCAAGCAGGGGUGCCCAUCGAAGCAGCGGACACACUGGGGAACAAGUACACCUUUCGAUUCAGGUUCUGGAUAAACAAUCAGAGCCGCAUGUAUCUCUUGGAGGGCGUUAGUGAAAUGCAUCAGCGAUACGACUUGAAAGUUGGAGAUGUGAUGAUAUUCGCCCACCUACCAGACAGCAGCUUAAUAGUGGCAGGUAGACCUAUGACUGAGGAAGACAGCAUGAGGAAGCCGCCAUUAAGGCGGGUCAACAAUCCCCAAAGCGGCGUGAAGAGGGACUUGCAAAAACGUGCAUCCAAGCCCACCCCAAAGUCAUCACAAUCCAAACGACUGCAAAAACGGAGGUUGCAAGGAGAUGGGGUCUUUCGAGCCAUCCCUGACGUGGUUCCACAGCCAGAGAGCAAGGUGUUUUCUCAGCACGGGGUGUGGACAGCAACCAUAGAGAUAGUGGGGGAGAUGUACCAAGCCUAUUUCGACUCCCAGGAGGACGCCAUAGAGGCCUUUAACGCGGCUGGGUAUGCGUAG